This is a messenger RNA of Nicrophorus vespilloides, 957 nucleotides long. RefSeq names its product FAD synthase-like. The transcript has 5 exons. Lineage: Eukaryota; Metazoa; Arthropoda; Insecta; Coleoptera; Silphidae. The record is from RefSeq and is a predicted model, not a curated record. Bases 99 to 929 code for a protein of 276 amino acids.
UAUCAGAUUGACAUAUUGUAGUGCUGUGCAUUGGCACUUUGAUACUGCUUUUAAAAUGAUAAUAAAAACAUAGUAAGAAGACAGUAAAUUCUGAUUGAAUGAUGACUCCAAUUUGUGUAAACAGGACGUUUCUGCUUCGCACACCCUUGCUAAGAUUACUUUGCAGCAAAACACAGAAACCUAAUGUGAAAACAGCUGCUGUUAUAGUAAUUGGUGAUGAGAUAUUGAAUGGAGAGGUGUUGGACACAAACUCAAAUUAUGUAGCAAAGACCUUGCAUAAUUUGGGUGUGAAGCUUGAGAAGAUAUCAGUGAUCGGAGAUAACAUUGACGAGAUUGCCAAUGAGACUAAACUCUUCUCUGAGAGGUAUGAUUAUGUUAUCACAACUGGAGGAAUUGGGCCAACACAUGAUGAUGUAACUUUUACAGCCAUAGCCAAAGCGUUUAAUGAGGAAUUGCUGCCUCAUCCUACUCUAGUCAAAGUGUGCUCAAAAUUUUAUAACACCACUGAUUUGGAUGCUCCAGGAAUGAAGUUGUGCUUUAUACCAGCAUCAGCGAAGUUAAACUUCGGUGAUGUGAAGCCAGGAGAGAGAAAGGGAUAUCCGAAUGUGUCUAUAAAAAAUGUGUACAUAUUCCCUGGAAUACCUCAGCUACUAGAGAAAUCACUUGACAUGGUGGCUCCGAAGCUGUUCAGCAGCAACAACAAGUUUUAUAAGAACAAAGUGUACUUUAAUGUUACCGAGCAGGUUAUACUUGAUGUGCUUAAUCGGCUGGUUGAAGAAUUUCCAGAUGUCAUGUUUGGAUCAUACCCUGAACUGUUCAACAGCACUUACAAAGUGAAAAUCACCAUUGAAUCAACAAAUGAAGAGGCCACAACAAAAGCAACAAAGAAAUUGCUAGAAUCCGUUCCCAAAGAUUUCUUAGUUAAAUAAUAACAAUUGUUCAUUCAAUACAAAACAA